Molecule: messenger RNA, 1238 nt
Organism: Tympanuchus pallidicinctus (lesser prairie-chicken)
Lineage: Eukaryota; Metazoa; Chordata; Aves; Galliformes; Phasianidae
Gene: OTUD3
Product: OTU deubiquitinase 3
Exons: 8
Coding region: 39-1166 (375 amino acids)
Biological process (GO): protein deubiquitination
Molecular function (GO): cysteine-type deubiquitinase activity
Source: RefSeq, a predicted model, not a curated record
UGCCGUCCCGCUGCGCAUGCGUGGAGCCGCCGGCGGGGAUGUCCCGCAAGCAAGCAGCCCGGGCCCGGCCCGGCGGCCCCAAGAAGGCCCGGCGGUCCCGGCAUCCUACCGGGGGCACGGCUCUGAAGCCCUCAGAGGGCGGCGGGGGCCUCGCCAGGCAGCUCCGAGCCCUCGGCCUCAAGCUGCGGGAGGUGCCGGGGGAUGGCAACUGUUUGUUUCGUGCCCUGGGUGACCAGCUGGAGGGACACUCCCGGAACCACCUCAGGCAUCGCCAGGAGACGGUGGAGUACAUGAUAAAGCAGCGAGAGGACUUUGAACCUUUCGUGGAGGAUGAUGUUCCCUUUGAGAAACAUGUUACCAAUUUGGCAAAGCCUGGUACCUUUGCUGGCAACGAUGCUAUUGUGGCCUUUGCAAGGAACAAUCAGAUGAACGUGGUUAUUCAUCAGCUGAACGCACCGCUGUGGCAGAUUCAAGGCACUGACAAAAGCAAUGUGAGGGAGCUGCAUAUUGCAUAUCGGCACGGGGAGCACUACGACAGCGUGAGGAGAAUCAACGAUGAUUCUGAAGCCCCAGCAUAUCUUCAGAUGGAGAUGCUCUCCAAAAAUGACUCAAAUAAGGAGGAGGAAAUGAAGCAACAGAAGGGUGACUCUGAAGAUGAGACUGAAAUUGAAAUGGAAGCUGCUGUACAAGAAGUGUGCAGUGCAACUGGGUGUUCAGACAUUGAGUUGGUAAGCCAGGUUCUGAAAGUGGAAGACUACAACGUAGAAUCUGCAAUAUUUGCCAUCUUUCAAGUGCAGGAAGUGGAAAGAAUCAGUGCUGAGGAGCAGAGCGAUCCCCAGAGCGAAGGUCAGAAGCUGUGUGCCUCACCUCUGUGUGAAGAUAAUGGAAGCAGUUCAAGAAUCUUUGGAAGUCAGAGUUUGCAUCACCAUGAAACAGAAAAUACCAAAGCUAGACCUGAUGAAGAGAGUCGAGCUAAUAAAAACUUCAAGGUAUUUAAAAAACAAAAGAAGGAACAGCAGCGGCUGGAGAAGAAGAAGCGGCAGGAAGAAAGGCACCGACAGAAGGUCUUGGCCAGUAGGAGUAACUGUGCAGAUAGCAACAGGACAGAGGUGGACUCAGAUAACCAAAUAACCUUGGUGAAGACCAUGGCAGCUCUAAAUAUAUGACUGAACGUGUUCUGAGCGUCCUGGUGAGAAAAGCAAAGGAUACUGAUGAAGAUAAAUUUCCUCUUAAGCAAA